AGAGCUGCCAGACUGUUUGAAAUGCCGUUGUGCAAAGAAGACAGCAAGCACCUAUUGCACUUUGACAGCUUUGACUUUACGCAGCGUAGAACGGGACAGGAGUAGUUUUUUUUAAGCUGUCGACGCAAUUUUAUCGCAGUUUUGAAUUCAACUUUCAGUGCAAAAAUCCUUGUAGAGACGAAAAUAAAUUAUAAAACAAGAGAUAAUUUAACAAAAGUUGCACAUUUUAAAAGCUUCCACAGACCAAAUAGAAGCAAGCUCGAUCACAAAUAUGCCGCCAAAUCGCUCGCGUCAGGUCGCCCGCAAGAAUCCCUGGCCGCGCAAGGUUAGGCAACUCAAUAAUCGCCAGAAGGUUGCUAGCACGACGCCCACGCCACAAAAAGUUGACCUAAUGACGAUGGCAGAAGGCACCGACCCCAUGGGGCAUCAUCAUCACGCCGCCGGCUCGCACAAUCCCCACCAUUAUCACCAUCAUCCACACCCACAUUCGCAUCAGCACCAUCAUCCGGCGCAGUACCACCAUCCCAGCCAGCACUAUGCGCCCGCACAGCAGCCGCCGGCAGCAUCAGCAGCAGCAGCAGCUGCUGCCGCCUCCCACUAUGCGCCCUACGCUCAGCUGCAGUAUCGGCAUCCCAUGCCCCACCAGCAUUUGCCACUGGCCCUCAGUCUCCAUCAGCAGGCGGCAGCAGCAGCCGCUUCGGCAGCGGUAGCAGCUGCAGUAGCCAGUGUCGAGCAGCACAACAACAAUCAGCCAUUUGUAGCCAACAACAACAUUAUGCCGUGGAAGCAGCGCAAGCGCAAGCGCCUCUCAGCUGUGCUCGAUAAGCUCCAUCACAACAACAACAACAACAACAACAAUAAUAAUAAUACAAAUAACAACAACACAAAUAACAACAAUAAUGGCGUGGCCUGCAAAACGGAGCCCAUGGAUAUGGAUGAGCGGGAUAUGGAUGAAAUGGAAGCAGACUUAGAGAAUGAGGACAACGGAGAUGCAGCGCAUGAUUCCAUGCAGAAACAUGAGGCUAACUACAUUAAGAGAGAAGCGCGUGACGCAUUGACGGCAGCCAGCGAUGAGGAACAGAUUGAGGCCGAGGCUGAUCUCUCCGCAGAGGAACUCUCGCACUCGGACCAGGACGAGCAGGAGAGUCCGCGAAUAAGCAUGAGUCCCCUCCAGGUAGCAGCGACGCCUUCUUCAAAGCCAGCGCCAGAUCUUGCUACAGAUGCCAAGGAGAAUCCGCUGCACGUGGACAUCAAGACUGAGCACAUGCCAAGCCCCUAUGAUCGAUACUUUCCCAUACCAUCGCCGCUGUUUGGCUACUAUCUGCAUACCAAGUAUUUGAAUGAGGUGUUCCGACGACGACAGGAUCUAUAUCCCUCACCGCUGCAGCACACUCCCUCCUCCAUAGCCUCCGAAACGGAGACCUCGCCCACCAGCCAGGGCAAAACACCAACCAGCAACAGUAACAGCAACAUUAAUGGUAGCCAACAGCAACACUUGAUGUCCGGCGUGCUGAUCAAUGCAUCACCGCCACCGUCGCUGCCCUCGCCACCGCGCAGCGAUUCCUCGGUAACAGCCGCACAGCCUACGCGUGUCAGUCCGAAGCCGGCCAAGAAGAAGAAUUCCCCGUCGUCUGGUGAGAAGCCCAUGCCGCCGCCGCAGGAGCGUCCAUUGGAUUUGUGCAUGCGAAGCGACUUGUUUGGCGAUCCCAAGAAAUAUAAGUCGGGGUCGCCGCCUAUACAUGCCGCCACUGCGGCAAUGAUGCCACCACCGCCCGCAUCAAUGAGCGCUGCCAGCAGCCUGGAGAGCAUGAAUGCGCUUUCGCCGGCGUCAAGCACGCACUCGAGCACUUCCUUGACCAGCACAACGCCCACAUCGACCCUAGCACCGCCCGCUGCAAUGUCUCCAUAUGCCAUGACUGCAGCAGCAGCACACGCAGCAGCUGCUGCGGCUGCAGCAGCCAUGAUCAAAAUGGAGAUGCCCAUGCAUCCGCUGCACUCGCACGUACCCACCACAACAGUGGGUGUUCCGGUGAUUAAGGGUGAUGUCGCCUCACCCACCACAAAGGAGACGGUGGCGUGGCGCUAUAACCUGGACGUGUCGCCGGUGGUGGAGGAGAUGCCGCCUGGCUCGGAUGUGGCUUAUGUGUGCCCGACAUGCGGGCAAAUGUUUUCGCUGCACGAUCGGCUGGCCAAGCACAUGGCUUCACGUCACAAGUCGCGCAAUCCCGCCAACGACAUAACCAAAGCCUACUCCUGCGACGUUUGCCAUCGCUCGUUUGCCCGCUCCGACAUGCUGACUCGUCAUAUGCGCCUGCACACCGGUGUCAAACCUUACACCUGUAAAGUGUGCGGUCAGGUCUUUUCGCGCUCCGACCACUUGUCCACGCAUCAGCGCACGCACACCGGCGAGAAACCCUAUAAGUGUCCACAGUGUCCGUAUGCCGCUUGCCGCCGCGAUAUGAUCACUCGACACAUGCGCACCCACACACGCUACGAGUCGCGUGGCUCCGGUGGCGGAGGUGGUGGUGGUGGAGGUGGAGGUGGAGGUGGAGGUGGUGGUAGCCGGGGCGAUCAGCCGAAAUCUCCGAUGCCGCUGCUGGACAUGAAAAUGAACAUGAAUCUGCCACUGUUGCUCCAGCAGGAGGAGCUGCUGCAAAAAUCUCCUCUCGGUCUGGGUGGACCAAUGCCCAUUGUGGUAAAGACGGAGAGUGCCUAACGGUAUCUCUACGCGGCCGCGGCAAGACAGUUCAUGACUUUUUAGAAGCGUCACUAGAGUUGAGUUGGCUGUCCAGCUUAGUGCCAGUUGAGCCCAUAGAUCAGUUGUAGUUUCGUGCUACGUACAACUCUGAAAAUCUCUCUGCGAAGACUGAGAACCUAAUUACUACCUACUGUUAAAGGCUUAGGUUUAUAUACACACACAUACACACACACGUAUAUAUAUUUAUAUAUAUAAUUAAACUUAAAGAUCUAUUUUAAUUUUUACACACACACACCAGAGACAAAUACAGACGGAGUUAACUCAGACCACCUCCCAACGUAUUAGCGUUUUAAUUAGUUGUAGAGCUACAACUAGAGCUGCACCAAUCGCACGGAGACAGGCUUAGUUGGUAUUUCGUAGUAUUGUAUUUUUGGAUAAUGUUGUUUACAACGUUCAGAUACAGCUAGCAAUUCCAUGUUCCACAAUUUAGCAGUUAGUUAACGUCAUAUUGAAAACUUAUUCAUAGUACAUAUGGGCGCAAGCUAGACGUAGUUUGUUAGCUAGUUCGUUAAUUGUUAGUUAGUUAGGUAGAGGUCAGAGAUUUUGGCCUCUGGGCAUUUUUUAACAACAUUGAAAUUAUUAAGCUAGGCAUGCAACCCAUCUAGGCUACAUUUGCCAUAGACUUAACGUAUUUGUAUUUAGUAAUUGAAAGCAAAGCGGACAAACCAUAAACAAAACGUUAGUUACUACGGUUAUUUAUAAUUUAUUAUUAAUUACAAUUAACAUUAAAAUACGCUAAUUUAUUUUAGGUUACUCUACUCGGCAGCAUUGCGCAUUUAGUUAUUAACGUCUUAGCGCCUAAAAGACAAAAAUUUGUAUUAAUUUAAUUAUAGUUUUACAAUUUUACACACAGAAAAAGACAAAGAAUUCUCCCUAGGGCACAAAAACUAAAACAUUUCGAUUUCAUAC
Drosophila hydei is the source of this 3667-nucleotide messenger RNA. It is a transcript of the gene klu, whose product is annotated as transcription factor mef2A. NCBI's taxonomy places the organism in Eukaryota, Metazoa, Arthropoda, Insecta, Diptera, Drosophilidae. The coding region runs from base 272 to 2716 and encodes 814 amino acids. Gene Ontology annotation, molecular function: DNA-binding transcription factor activity; RNA polymerase II cis-regulatory region sequence-specific DNA binding. The record is from RefSeq and is a predicted model, not a curated record. The transcript is spliced from 2 exons. Gene Ontology annotation, biological process: regulation of transcription by RNA polymerase II.